This is a messenger RNA of Rhizophagus irregularis DAOM 181602=DAOM 197198, 1103 nucleotides long. RefSeq lists its product as uncharacterized. Gene Ontology annotation, molecular function: protein serine/threonine kinase activity; ATP binding. NCBI's taxonomy places the organism in Eukaryota, Fungi, Glomeromycota, Glomeromycetes, Glomerales, Glomeraceae. The record is from RefSeq and is a predicted model, not a curated record. Gene Ontology annotation, cellular component: nucleus. Gene Ontology annotation, biological process: protein phosphorylation.
AUCUAAUUGAUUAUAAGAUGGAACGAUGCUCUUACGAAAUAUUGUCCAAUUACGGAGAAGGUACUUUCGGUGUUGUUUACAAAGCAAGACAGAAGCCAUCGGGAGACUUAGUAGCAAUAAAGAAAAGUAUUGAAGUCAGAUAUGAAAGACCAGCUCGCGAAAGACUUGAAAAUGAGCGUCGUGUUUUGAAUAAAGUAAAACACGAAAAUGUUAUAUCCCUUAUUUAUUGUGACGAAACUUCACAUUCAUUAUCGCCGACAUUAUCUCGUUUUAACGUACAACUUAAUAUAAAUUCUCUAAUAUUUCCCUUUUGCCCCCUUACGUUAAGAACUUUGCUUGAUGAAUAUAUAUUGACCUUAUCAGAAAUUAAAUCGUGCAUGUGGAUGAUACUAAAUGGAGUUGCAUAUAUACAUGAUUGUGAAGUAAUACAUCGGGAUAUAUCACCAAAGAAUAUUUUAAUAAGCGAUUUAGGAAUAAUUAAAAUUGGCGACUUUGAUGAUGCAUGGAUGGAAUCAGAUAAUGGCGAUGAAAAAAGGGGGGAAAUGAGAUUCGAAGUAGGAACAAGAAUUUAUCGUGCGCCGGAACUCCUUUUUUCUUCGAGAAAUUAUUCCUAUGCAGUUGAUUUAUGGUCCCUUGGAUGUAUAUUUGCUGAAUUUUUUACCAAAUAUAUAGGGUAUCCAUUGUUUGAUGGUGGAAGUGAUAUUGAACAAUUGUGCAAAAUAUUUCAAAUACUUGGUGUUGCAAACGAAUCGAAUUGGCCAGAAGUUGUUGAAUAUUCCGAUUAUGGAAAAUUUAAAUUUGCCGAAAGUGAUUCAGUGGGAUUGACAAUUAAACAUUUACCUCGCGCAAAUCAAAAAAUUGUAGAUUUUAUUGCAGGAUUCUUAAGAUAUCCUACAAUGGAUAGAAUGACUGCACGUAAAGCAUUACAGGAUUCUCUUUUCCAAUUAGAUGAUUUUUCAAGAACUCAUAUUGAUAUUUCUUUACAGAAAAAAUGAAGUUAUCACUGGUUGAAUAUCUUUGGAAUUUUUUAUCACUUUAGUUUAAUUAAUUAAUUAUCCUUUCAUUUGUAAAGCAGGCAAAUAGGAUUAUUGGAAGCAUUUUGG